ACACGAGCAUUAGUGAAACAAAUGAAGAAAAUAAUUAACAUUCUGCUCAGCAGAUUCGCCAUUAAAGUUUUGAUUUAAUUUGACAUUAUGAAGAUUAAAGUUAACAUUUUGCCGGUAUCAAAAUUUAAAGCUAGGGAGGGCAAGAACUCUAGAUUCGAUUUUCGCAAACUAGGCCUCAAGUACUGUGAUCUACCAACUAUGAUAGACAACGUAGCCAUAUUCCUCAGGGUGUUGACUCUUAAUAUUGAUAAUAGGCACAAGGAACGUAAGUAUCGAAUACCCCUCUGGUCCUAUCUCGUCACCAUCAGCACAGCUUCAGCGUACUUCUUCGUGUUCGUAGUCUCAGCCAUUUGGUUCGUGAAGGAGCGCUGCGUGGCCGAACACGACCUUUUGAAAGGCAUCAUUAUGUUCUCGCUGUGCGUCUCGAGUGAGAUCGGCAAUGCUAAGGAUAUUAUCAGAAAAAUUGUAGAUGAGAGUUUAGAGUUUGAUGCAAAAAUAGUUCCCGGGAGUCGGUUUUCUAAUAACGUUUUGAAAUCUAUGAGAAAGGCGAAGUUACGGGCCAUGGUUUACUGGUUCAUCAUCAUGGGGAAUGGCAUGGCGUAUGUUGGCAAGCCGCUCUUCACUCCUGGGGGACAUUUUAUGGAUAAUGUCUUUACUAUUUAUGGUAUGAUUGAGAUCACUGACAAAGCACUUCUGCUGACAUCUGACAACUCCAGUUCAGAAGGUAAUAUCAUUAGCAGUGCAAUUAAGCUUAGAUUUUUCAUCUUGACAGGUCUAGAACCGAUAGAGAAGUCUCCUAACUUCGAGUUUGGUUACGCCCUAGUCGCUGCCAGCGUCUGGUUCCUUUGCUAUGUCCCAGCCAACGUCACCUCCGUACUCAUAGUCUUCGCGGGCUACAUCGAGGCACAAAUGCUGGCCCUCACCCAAGAACUGCUCCACAUCUGGGCCGACGCCGAACAACACUACGCCAAUAUCAACCUUAACACCCUAAAAAGAGGAACGUUUGUCGACGCCAAAUACAAGAAAAGAGUCAUCAACGAGUUCAUAACUAUGCGACUCCAUGAUAUAAUAAGGAAGCAUGCGACGAAUGUGCACAUUCUACAUUUGCUGGAAGAAGUAUUUAAAGGGGCGAUAGCUUUCGAAUUCCUGUUCCUAAUAAUGGGUUUGAUAGCUGAGCUGCUGGGUGGUCUGCAGAACACGAUUCUGGAGAUGCCGUAUGCGUUUGUGCAGGUAGCUAUGGACUGUUGGACUGGCCAGCGAGUAAUGGACGCCAGUGCACAAUUCGCAGCAGCUGUGUACGCUUGCAACUGGGAGAUGUUUGACGUCCCGAAUAUGAAGAUUGUACUGCUGAUGCUGGCUAGUGCACAGAAGACCAUGAAACUCUCUGCUGGGGGCGUGACGAUGCUGAGUUUCGAAUGCCUCAUGAGUGUCGUUAAGAAUAUUUAUUCCGCCUACACGACACUGCGAUCUGCUUUUACUAUUAACACGCAUGCACAUUAG
Molecule: messenger RNA, 1500 nt
Organism: Ostrinia furnacalis (Asian corn borer)
Lineage: Eukaryota; Metazoa; Arthropoda; Insecta; Lepidoptera; Crambidae
Exons: 4
Coding region: 88-1500 (470 amino acids)
Biological process (GO): detection of chemical stimulus involved in sensory perception of smell; sensory perception of smell
Cellular component (GO): plasma membrane
Molecular function (GO): olfactory receptor activity; odorant binding
Source: RefSeq, a predicted model, not a curated record